Messenger RNA from Eublepharis macularius, 3387 nucleotides. RefSeq names its product exocyst complex component 6 (gene EXOC6). The record is from RefSeq and is a predicted model, not a curated record. Bases 61 to 2535 code for a protein of 824 amino acids. The transcript is spliced from 24 exons. Gene Ontology annotation, cellular component: exocyst; membrane. NCBI's taxonomy places the organism in Eukaryota, Metazoa, Chordata, Lepidosauria, Squamata, Eublepharidae. Gene Ontology annotation, biological process: exocytosis; Golgi to plasma membrane transport; intracellular protein transport.
UCCAGAUGACUCGAAUAAGAGAACUCCUUCAUUAAUGCAGGACAAAUUUAAUAUUUGACCAUGGAGACAAAUACCCCAAAUGUUGCAGGAUUUUAUGCAGAAGAAAAUAAAGAUAACAUAUACGAAACUGUCCUUGGAGAGAUUAAGUACUUGGAGCUGCCUCUAGGAAUCACUUUAGGGUCUGUAUAUGAUGAUCAGCCAAAUGCACAUCAAAAGUUUAUGGAAAAACUAGAUGCUUGUAUACGCAACCAUGACAGGGAGAUUGAAAAAAUGUGCAAUUUUCAUCAUCAAGGCUUUGUGGAUGCUAUUACAGAACUUCUUAAAGUCAGAGCUGAUGCAGAAAAACUAAAGGUCCAAGUUACUGAUACCAACCGAAGGCUUCAGGAUGCUGGGAAAGAGGUGAUAGCUCAAACAGAGGAAAUAAUCCAGUGUAGACUUCAGCAAAGGAAUAUUACUACAGUGGUUGAGAAGCUUCAAAUGUGUCUUCCAGUACUGGAAAUGUACAGCAAGCUAAAAGAGCAGAUGAAUGUAAAAAGAUAUUAUUCCGCUUUAAAAACUAUGGAUCAGUUGGAGAACAUAUGCUUUCCUAGAGUUAGUCAGUAUCGGUUUUGCCAGAUAAUGAUUGAAAACCUUCCAAAACUUCGUGAAGAAAUUAAAGAAAUUUCCAUGUCUGAUCUUAAGGACUUCCUAGAGAGUAUCCGGAAGCAUUCAGAUAAAAUUGGUGAAAUAGCAAUGAAACAGGCUCAGCAGCAGAAGAUCUUUAAUGCUGCUUUACAGAAGCAGAACAAUCUAAGUUAUGGGAGAAGUAUGUAUAUAAGUAAUGAUGGCCUUCCAGAACCAAGAAAUGAAAUGUUUUUAAAGCAAAACCUUGAAGAAGAGGAGGAGCAUGAAGAUGAGGUUUUGACAGCUCAUGAUCUGGUAGAUUUUUCUCCCGUGUACAGAUGCUUGCAUAUUUAUUCAGUUCUGAGUGAUGCAGAGACAUUUGAAAACUACUACAGAAAACAGAGAAGGAAACAAGCAAGACUAGUAUUACAGCCACAAUCAAACAUGCAUGAAACAGUAGAAGGCUACAGAAGAUAUUUCAGUCAAAUUGUAGGUUUUUUUGUAGUGGAAGAUCACAUUUUACAUGUAACUCAAGGACUGAUAACGAGAGCUUACACUGAUGAACUUUGGAACAUGGCACUUUCCAAGAUUAUUGCUGUCCUUAGAACUCAUUCGUCCUAUUGCACUGAUCCUGAUCUUGUUUUGGAGCUGAAGAAUCUGAUUGUUGUGUUUGCUGAUACCUUGCAGGGUUAUGGUUUUCCUGUGAACAGACUAUUUGAUCUCUUGUUUGAAAUAAGAGACCAGUAUAAUGAAACGCUGCUUAAAAAAUGGGCUGUGUUGUUCAGGGAUAUUUUUGAAGCAGAUAAUUACAGUCCAAUACCUGUUUCAAAUGAAGAGGAAUACAAAAUAGUCAUUAGCAAAUUUCCUUUUCAAGAUCCAGAACUUGAUAAGCAGUGUUUUCCAAAGAAACUUCCAAUGUCUCAGUCAGUGCCUCAAAUUUAUAUCCAGGUUAAAGAAUUCAUUUAUGCAAGCCUUAAGUUUUCAGAAUCGCUUCAUCGCAGUUCAACAGAAAUAGAUGAUAUGCUUAGAAAGUCUACAAACUUGCUGCUGACUAGAACGUUAAGCAGUUGUUUACAAAACCUCAUCAAAAAGCCUCACAUUGGUUUGACAGAGUUGGUUCAAAUUAUCAUAAAUACGACACAUUUGGAGCAAGCAUGUAAAUACCUUGAGGACUUCAUAACAAACAUUACAAAUAUUUCCCAAGAAACUGUUCACACAGCAAGACUAUAUGGUCUCUCGACGUUUAAGGAUGCAAGGCAUGCUGCUGAAGGGGAGAUUUAUACCAAGCUUAACCAAAAGAUUGAUGAGUUUAUUCAGCUUGCUGAUUAUGACUGGACAAUGACCGAACCAGAUGGGAGAGCCAGUGGCUAUUUAAUGGAUCUGAUUAACUUCUUGAGAAGCACCUUUCAGGUUUUUACUCACUUGCCUAAUAACAACAAUGACCAUGCAGCUAUGUCGGGGAAAGUGGCACAAACAGCUUGUAUGUCCGCUUGCCAGCAUUUGUCAACCUCCCUGAUGCAGAUGCUGUUGGAUAAUGACUUAAAACAAAUAAGCAUGGGAGCCAUUCAGCAGUUUAACUUAGAUGUCAUACAGUGUGAAUUGUUUGCAAGUUCUGAGCCUGUACCUGGAUUCCAAGGAGAAACCUUACAGUUAGCAUUCAUAGACCUCAGACAACUCCUGGAUCUCUUCAUGGUGUGGGACUGGUCGACGUACCUGGCGGACUACGGCCAGCCGAGCUCCAAGUACCUGCGAGUGAACCCCAGCACCGCCUUGGCCCUCCUGGAGAAAGUCCACAAAGGAAUGAAGGACCUGAGCAAAAAGAACAACAUCUUUGCCCAGUUCCGGAAGAACGACCGCGACAAACAGAAGCUCAUCGAGACGGUGGUGAGGCAGCUGCGAGGGCUGGUGAACGGGAUGUCUCAACACCCUUAAGCCGCCCCGGCUUUGGGGAGCCAGCCGGGAUCCCGGUCAGGGAAACCUGCUCCACGGAGAAGGAGACGAUCGGAUGGAAGGGACAGGCCUGUUGGCAUUUCCAACAGAGUAGAUACUUUUAAAGGAAAAAAAACCACAGCUUUGUAAAUCAUGAAAGGGCACCGAGGCAAGUCGCAAAAUUGUACAAAUCCGCCGCUGGCUUGUAAAUACCUCCUCUGGUCUUUGGGCACUGCAAGUCUUUGGGCAAAUCGAGGUUGAGUUUCGGUUGGAGGGGGUGCCCCGCUCCACUCAGAAAUGACUUGAACAAGCUUGCCCCCCUGUCGCCGCUUUCUGCUUGCUCUGUCCUCUUUUCUAAAGGGAGACCUUUCUCCUGUGUCAGACGCUCUUUUGCCCUCCGUAGGAUUUGUAUACCGUGACCCAAUACGGUUUUCUAUACCAGUUUUUCUUUUUGUAGGCUGGAUGGUGAGGGGAAUCUUUUUUUGUAGUGCCCGUAAAACUACCUGAAUCAAACACCGGCGCUGGGAGUGUUUGAACCGCUGGACUUUUCUAGACUCUUCUUAACACCCCCCCCCCAAAACCUGGAGUUUUCUCCGCCUCACUUCCGGCAAGACCAGGGAUAAGAUGCCAAUGUCAUGUGUGAGUGUAAUUCUGGGUGUUCCUAGCGUUAGAUUCCCCCCCCCGCCCCCAACCUAUCCUGCACUGGAGCAUCCCGGCUAUUGGAAACACAAGCGAAUGUAUGAGGAUGGCAAACCAAAUGAACUUGGGGACGCGCAGAAAAGAAUGUACAUUUCCCUUUUUUUGCUCCGUGUAUUAAGUUAUUUGACGGUCCAAAAUACAGUAAUAUAAACCCUU